UCGUGGUUUACAUAAUCAAUAGCGACACAUUAUUCCGGUUUGAUACAAGGACAACCGUCGCGCGUGCUUUUCACUUCCGUAUUCGGAUUAGUCGUUCAUUGACAUUUGGAUAAACGAGGUUCGCGUACCGCGCGCACUUCUAUUUGGCUAGUGACUCAUUCGUUACGCGUUAUCAGUGUUGCGUAAUACUUAAAAAAUGACGACGAAACGAAAGAAAGUGAUUGUCUCAUUAGACAAAAAGUUGGACGCUAUUAAUAGAAUAGAUAAAGGCGAGUCAAUGAGAAGCAUCGCACAAGAAAUGGGUGUUGGUAGUUCAACCGUGUCCGAUUGGAAGCGAAACCGUAAGGAGAUCGAAGAGUUUUGUAAGAAAAUGGUGACCGCUGUCGGCUUGCAAGGUAGAGGCACUAUGAAAUCGGCAAAAAAUAAACAACUGGACGACGCAUUGUUCGCAUGGUUCGCCGAGGAAAACGCACGCGGUACGGUCAUUACAGGACCGAUUUUACAGAAAAAAGCGUUAAGUCUAAAUCAGGAGUUACCGAUGAACGAUCCCGGCUUUACGGCCAGCCACGGUUGGCUGGAAAAGUGGAAAACUCGGCACGGAAUUGGACAUUCGUUUGCGUGCGAAAGAAAAGUUCAAGGCGAAGCGAGUGUGAAGCAGGAAAUGGGGGUGUGCAAAAAUUUUAAAUUGGAAGAUGUAUAUUUUAGCGAGGAGAGUGAAACAUUCGUGACAGAUUCACAUGGUGACGACACAUCGGUGGAAAACGUGGUCGACUCCUAUAGCUGGAAUGUGGAAAAGGUGUUUAUUAACGAACAAAGUCACAGUGGAAGUGCCUUAGUAGCGAAUACUUCUGAAAACAUUUCAGAAGUUGUAACUCACAUGGAGGCAACGGUGCUUUUUGAUAAACUACUGAUCUACUUGCAAAGUCAGGGAGAUACAACGGCCAGAGAAAUGAGUGUAGUCAAUGAACUAAGGAGUCGUGCUGCUCGAAAAAGAGGGUUAAAGACAUGGGUUCAACAAAAAAUUACACAGUACUUUAGUAACAAAGAAGCCGUUUAGUCUUCUCCAUUGUUAAAUAAGUAAAUGUAAAUGUUGAAUUUAUACUUAGCGUAGGUAUAUAUUUUUAAAUU
Photinus pyralis (common eastern firefly) is the source of this 1128-nucleotide messenger RNA. Its product is annotated as tigger transposable element-derived protein 2-like. Gene Ontology annotation, cellular component: nucleus. The transcript has a single exon. Gene Ontology annotation, molecular function: DNA binding. The coding region runs from base 197 to 1057 and encodes 286 amino acids. The record is from RefSeq and is a predicted model, not a curated record. NCBI's taxonomy places the organism in Eukaryota, Metazoa, Arthropoda, Insecta, Coleoptera, Lampyridae.